AUGGCCAACCGCGGCGCUGCAUUCGACGAGCAUGUCUCGACAAUUGAGGAUUUGAAGGAGCUCGGCAGCAAAAGGCUGCCGAAGAUGUACAGAGACUACUUCAAUCAAGGAGCAAUGGAUUUGAUCACUCUGAGGGAGAAUGAGGAAGCCUUCAAUCGAUACAAGAUCCGACCUCGCGUCUUGGUAAAUGUCGACAACAUUGAUGCUAGCGCGGAAAUCUUUGGUCAGAAGGUCGCAUUCCCUUUGGGCUUUAGCCCAGCAGCCAUGCACAAGUUGGCACACCCUGACGGAGAACUGGCAACCUCACGCGCCGCAGCCAACCACAACAUUCCCAUGGCUUUAUCGUCAUACGCGACUGAGUCAAUUGAAGCCGUGGCCGCACAGGGGAAAGGAAACCCAUAUGUCAUGCAAAUUGCAAUCUUCCUCUCUGUCGACGUCCCCGUACUUGGCCGCCGCUUGAACGAGUUCAGAAACAAGUUUGUGCUUCCUGAGGACAUGGCUUGGCCGAACAUUCUUUCCACUGGGAGAGACGAACUAGGAGGUGCUUCGAAGGGCUCGGGAAAUGAUUUCGAUCCGACCCUGACCUGGGACGAGGCGAUUCCGUGGCUCCGAGAGCACACGAAGCUGCCCAUCUGGCUCAAAGGCAUCUACACAGCAGAUGAUGUGGUCAAAGCGAUUCACUACGGGCUUGAUGGUGUCAUCGUCUCCAACCACGGUGGGAGACAGCUUGAUGGAGUGCCCGCAACGCUCGAUUCAUUGCGUGAAUGUGUGCCUGCUGCCAAGGGAAAGAUCCCCAUCGCCCUUGACGGUGGCAUCCGUAGGGGAACCGAUAUUUUCAAAGCUCUAGCUUUGGGAGCCGACUUCGUCUUCGUUGGCAGAAUUCCAAUCUGGGGUCUCGCGUACAAGGGCCAGGAAGGUGUGGAGCUUGGGAUUAAGAUACUGAUGCACGAGUUCAAGAUCACGAUGGCUUUGGCUGGAACCAAGAACAUCAAGGAGAUCAACAAAGGCCAUCUUGCUGUGCUUUCGUCUACUGGAGUUCUGAGCAAACUUUAG
Messenger RNA from Lasiodiplodia theobromae, 1053 nucleotides. RefSeq names its product FMN-dependent dehydrogenase family protein. Bases 1 to 1053 code for a protein of 350 amino acids. The record is from RefSeq and is a predicted model, not a curated record. Gene Ontology annotation, molecular function: FMN binding; oxidoreductase activity. NCBI's taxonomy places the organism in Eukaryota, Fungi, Ascomycota, Dothideomycetes, Botryosphaeriales, Botryosphaeriaceae. The transcript has 8 exons.